CAGGUCUAAAUAUGACGCUGAUUGCUAUCGGCUAGCUGGCUACGUUGUUUCCCUCCAUCAACACUGAGCAGAGACCGAAGCUUAACAAGUUUAUAUCCUACACGAACAAUUUCGGAUUCACGUUUGUUAUAAAUACCGAGCCUUUCGAGUGAGGAAUUCUUUGCUGGACGUUUGAUUAACCAGUUUAUGCAAAAUAAACGACAUAUGCAGGCUCUAUAGCAGUGCAAGAUGUUCAACAAAUCUUUUGGUGCUCCCUUUGGGGGAGGGACAGGAGGAUUUGGGACUACUUCAACAUUUGGGCAACAAAAUACUGGAUUUGGAGCAACAGGGGGCUUUGGGUCUGCAGCAUUUGGGACAACAAACAACACAGGGGGACUGUUUGGGACCACCCAGAACAAACCUGGUGGCCUAUUUGGCUCGAGCACCUUCAGUCAGCCUGUCACAUCCUCCACCAGUAGUGGGUUUGGGUUUGGUGCUACCAGUGGCACAUCAAACAGCCUUUUUGGAAGCACCAACCCUGGAGGUGGAGGAUUGUUUUCCCAGCAGAAUAAUGCCUUUGGUGCCAACAAACCAGCCUCUUUUGGCACUUUCGGUACCAGCACCAGUAGCGGAGGAUUAUUCGGGACAACCAACACAACAUCCAACCCUUUUGGAGUAACAUCAGGCUCUUUGUUUGGGACAUCAAGUUUCACUGCUGCUCCCCCUGGCACAACAAUCAAAUUCAAUCCUCUAACUGGGAGUGACACAAUGGUAAAAGGAGGUGUGACAACCAGCAUCAACACCAAACACCAGUGUAUCACUGCCAUGAAGGAAUACGAGAACAAAUCCCUAGAGGAAUUAAGGCUUGAGGAUUACCAGGCAGGAAGGAAGGGUCCUUCCAACCCCAUGGCAGCUGGCACGGGUGGCCUCUUUGGUGCUGCAGCAGCCACAGCUACUCCCAGUACUGGCACUGGACUCUUUGGAUCCUCAACUCCAAAUGCUGGCUUCAGCUUCGGCCAGAACAAGACUUCAUUUGGCACAAGCACUGGGGCCUUUGGUACAACUACAGGAAGUUUGUUUGGCCAGCCGCAGCAGCAACAGCAACAACAACAGCAACAACAACAACAACAGCAGCAAGCUUCCAGUCUCUUCAAACCAUUUGGCUCAACUACCACCACCCAAAACAAUGCUUUCUCCUUUGGCAACACCAGCAGCAUGGUGAGUUCCAGCAGUAGUAAAUGUCUGCACUGACUUACUAAGCAUUCU
This is a messenger RNA of Cyprinus carpio (common carp), 1245 nucleotides long. Its product is annotated as nuclear pore complex protein Nup98-Nup96-like. The transcript is spliced from 8 exons. Gene Ontology annotation, molecular function: structural constituent of nuclear pore. Gene Ontology annotation, biological process: post-transcriptional tethering of RNA polymerase II gene DNA at nuclear periphery; RNA export from nucleus; protein import into nucleus. Gene Ontology annotation, cellular component: nuclear pore cytoplasmic filaments; nuclear pore. Bases 229 to 1230 code for a protein of 333 amino acids. The record is from RefSeq and is a predicted model, not a curated record. Lineage: Eukaryota; Metazoa; Chordata; Actinopteri; Cypriniformes; Cyprinidae.